Scophthalmus maximus (turbot) is the source of this 8528-nucleotide messenger RNA. It is a transcript of the gene gjd1b, whose product is annotated as gap junction delta-2 protein. Gene Ontology annotation, biological process: cell communication. The coding region runs from base 1201 to 2121 and encodes 306 amino acids. The transcript has 2 exons. NCBI's taxonomy places the organism in Eukaryota, Metazoa, Chordata, Actinopteri, Pleuronectiformes, Scophthalmidae. Gene Ontology annotation, cellular component: connexin complex. The record is from RefSeq and is a predicted model, not a curated record.
AUGAUUCCUCUCUCUAAUCCCCUAGACACACGCUCGGUCUUGCUGCCUACUGGCUCAGAGAGAGACCGAGGCAGGUGGAGGCAAACCGGGCGAGAGAGAGAGACUAAGUGGGAAGGAAAAAACAAGAUGAAGGGAAGAGAAGAAGAAAGGAGAGCUGCCUCUUGGUAACGCUGAGAGGCACAGAGAGAACGAGAGGGAGAGGGAGAGGGAGGCUGUGAGGACGAGGAGGAAAGCCAGCGACUCUUGCGUGGUUUUGAACAGAGGGGAGGAGAUGGUGGAGGAGGAGGAAGUGUGAUGCUUCUCUCCAGUGCUGUCUGAACCCAACCAGGAGGGAAGGAGAGGAGCAACAGAGAGGAGGAGGAGGAGGAGGAAUCCCUUUGGAAAAAAUAAUCUGGGAGAGAGGACAGAGAAAGAGGGGUUGGAGAGGAAGGAACGAAGAGGAUGGAGGAGUGGAGGUCGAGCAGAGAUCCCUGGUUGCUCAGGCUCACGUGAGUGCACGGACCUGCGCCUGGCCACGGCUCCUACGACAUGCUGUCAAGGAACCAGCGUGAGGGCAGAGUGUUUCUGCGCGAGCGAUGGACGUCUGCACAAGCUACGCGGCUGCAUCCUUGAAGCUCAGUGGUAGAUAGUAGUGUGUGUGUGUGUGUGUGUGUGUCACACCACAUGACCAACCAGCUGUUCAGGAGGUAAACGGGGUCAUGUGCACCUAGAGGAGGCAAACGAGGAGGAAAGUGUAAAGAGGACUCGUGGAGAGCAGGUGCAUGGACGGAGGAGAGUUACCUCACACGCGGACACGCCAGCGUACGUGUGUGUGAGCAACUGGCACAUCAAAGCUUCAGUCCAACCAUCUCAGGUGCAGUUCAGGUUGAGAGUGCGCGCGUGUGUGUGUGUGUUUGGACGGCCAUGAAAGGAUGAGCAAAGGGAGCUCACAAUGAGGCGUUACUGAACUUUUUUUUUUUGAGGUCCCUAUUUUAUAACUUUUUUUUUAUGCCAAACUCGUCCCCGUCCCGUCCCCGAAACCACUCCCUACCUCAUCUUUGCUCAACAAGUGGAGUUGAAGAAGAAGAAGAAGAAUAAAAAAAAGAGAGGAGGGACGUUGAAAGCAUCACCGGUGUUCCAGCUGACCGCGAAGCCCCGUCAGAAGUAGGGCUCAGCCCCGAUUCUUGUCCCGUGCCCAGUGGAUGCCUCCUAACUCCAACCAUGGGAGAGUGGACCAUCCUGGAGCGCCUCCUGGAGGCCGCCGUGCAGCAGCACUCUACUAUGAUCGGAAGGAUCCUGCUGACAGUGGUGGUGAUCUUCCGUAUCCUGAUUGUGGCCAUCGUUGGUGAGACCGUGUACGAGGACGAGCAGACCAUGUUCAUCUGCAACACUCUGCAGCCCGGCUGCAACCAGGCCUGCUAUGAUAAGGCCUUCCCCAUUUCCCACAUCCGCUACUGGGUCUUCCAGAUCAUACUGGUGUGUACGCCCAGCCUCUGCUUCAUCACCUACUCCGUCCAUCAGUCGGCCAAGCAGAAAGACCGGCGCUAUUCCUUUCUCUAUCCCAUAAUGGAGAGGGACUACGGGGGAAGGGACGGGGCGCGAAAGCUCCGCAACAUCAACGGAAUUCUAGUUCAGCAUGGCGGCGACGGCGGAGGAGGGAAGGAAGAGGCUGACUGCCUUGAGGUGAAGGAGAUUCCCAAUGCUCCGCGGGGCCUUACCCAUGGCAAGAGCUCGAAGGUUCGCCGGCAAGAAGGGAUCUCCCGCUUUUACAUCAUCCAGGUGGUGUUCAGAAACGCACUGGAGAUUGGCUUCUUGGCGGGCCAGUACUUCCUUUACGGCUUCAGCGUGCCUGGGAUUUUCGAGUGCGACCGCUACCCAUGUCUCAAGGAGGUCGAGUGCUACGUGUCCCGGCCCACGGAGAAAACGGUUUUCCUGGUGUUCAUGUUCGCGGUGAGCGGCAUCUGUGUGGUGCUCAACCUGGCUGAGCUCAACCAUCUGGGCUGGCGCAAGAUCAAGGCGGCCAUCAGGGGCGUCCAGGCCCGCAGGAAGUCUAUCUGCGAGAUCAGGAAGAAGGACAUGGCCCAUUUGUCCCAGCCACCCAACCUGGGACGCACACAGUCCAGCGAAUCUGCCUACGUGUGACCAUGAAGACGGGAAGAAGGAGGAGGAGAGGGAGGAAUGUGCACGAGAGAGAAUGAAUUCAUUUUGAUUUUAAUUUGAAGAUGUGGAGGUCAAACAAGAUGACCUCUUCUCUGUGAUGAGGGAGCAAAAUAGAAUGUAAGAAGACCAAACCUCAGACUCUACGACCUUGUAAGUCUAGAGAGAGUAGAAGAAGAAGAAGAAAAAUAAGCCGCAUUAAAGGGGACAAAAAGUUAUCUUCUGCAAACUGACAUGAUUUUGGUCUCACAGGGAAGUAUUCCAUUUUAUACUUUUGUCUUUUUUAACUAAUUACCUUCUCCUCUGCCCCUCGUUUCUUUUUAAUGUGAGGAAUUGAGUCCUCCUGGGCCUGGAGAGGGCAGGCUCGGAGAAGAGAAGAUGAGAGAGGAGAACUGAUGAGAGGCUGUUCAGCGGUCUUUGGGGAUAUUGGAAGACAACAGUGGUGUUUGAUGCAUCCCACGGUGCUUUGCCUCUGGACUGUGUCAGCCUCAGUGAAAAAAAGCGAGGACAGGAUGGGGGGUUGGGACGGGGAGGACGAGCGGCAACAUCGAUAAAAGAGGAACGGAAGAACUGUCAAAGCCACGACAAACUCUAAAGAACAAAGGCGAGUCAGUGAGCGAGAAGGGGCAUAAACGUAUGAAAGAGCUGCGGCAGGAGGGAGAAAGGGGAAUCUUUUUCCUUUUUCGCUUCCUCUCCUCGCCCGGAGACUCGGGGGUCGACUGAAGCCGCGACAGACAGGGCCGCCUCUGAUUAAUAUCAGCCGAACCUCUGCUGGAACGCUGUCACGAGCCAAAACCAGGAGAAAAAGACUUACGACGUUUAUGUUUUGUCUCCUGGCAAAAGAUGAUUUCAACACAAACACGAGCGAGUACCAUAAACACUCUCCUCUCCCCCAUCUCUCGCUCGCUCUGCUCCCCGGUUGGCAGCUACAGUACAUAGACCCCUGGGGCGUCGGAUGACAGUAAUGACCCUCGCUCCACUCCCGCUACGUAAACUUUGGAGAGGAACUAACGAACAAAUGAACAAACAAGGCGUAAACGUCGCGUCUCUCGCCGAAGCACAAACCAAACUUCCCUCAUUCCAGCAUUCCAGCGUGCGGAGAGACGAAGGAGCGAAAGGAACGAGAGCAGAAAGCAAACGGGAGCUUGUGCAGGAGGCGGACCAAUGACUUUAUCACAUCUUUAAACAAAUUUUAUAAAGUUUAUCACCAUGAGUCAUGAUUUGUUUUUUUGGGGGGAAAAAGCGACUGUGCCAUCCUUGAGUUGCAUAGAGAAUAACAUGGUCGUAUUAUUUAUCCAUUUAUCCAAAUAGAGUAUAUCCAAAUAGAUUUAUUUAUCUUUGCAGGUGGGUUGGUUGGGACAUGAUGUUGCUGUUUGUUUGUUUUUCACAUGUAAAAAUUGUCUGUCUUUUUUCUUUUCUUUCAUUUUUCUUCAGUUUAAAGGAUUUUUCACCGAUGGAUCUGAUUAAUGACAUGUGCAUGGUGGCAAGGGACAAGUGCUACGCUUUGAUUUUGCAGCGUUUUGAGUCUGUGCAGCUGAUUUUUUUUUUUUUUUUCCGUCGCAACAAUCUUGGAAACCUUCAUUGCACUUGUUCAUUCAGAAUGCCGAGCAUCGCAAGCUGAGUGUUUGCUACAAAGAGCCUUGGUUUUCUUCAAAAAAAAAUAUCAGCUGCGUGGCUUCUGGCAGUCGAGGCCUGUGAGCCAUUUGAAAAAGGCAUGUUUACACGACGCGAUGUUUCUUGAUGAAGCUGUGUAACCAAUGAGUAGUGAUUCUCUAGGGACAGUUGUGUACGUGUGUGUGGGUUUCUUUUCUUCUUCUUUGUUUUCAUUUUGCAUUUCUUUCCUGACUGGAUUUCAGAAUGCAUGCCUUGUAAGAGUAAAGGAAAAGAAUGACAUGAAAGAAAUAGUAAAAGACGACGACGAUGAUGAUGAUGAUGAUGAUGAUGAUGAUGAUGAUGAUCGAGAGUGCUGCACCUUGAAUAAUGCAGACGAGUGGCAGAGUGGCUGACUGGAGGACGACACUUUGGGAUGAAGGCCGCGUUCAUGGACACAUUAAAAACUGUCGAACUAAAACUAUCAGGCGGUGAACCUGUGAAACCACACGUAGGGACGGAUGAGUGGACUGUGUGUGAAACUAACAUGGUGCUAGAAGAGGCCAGCACACAGCAGUCCGACUUUGUCCGUUUCGAGAUACGAGGCUGUUUUAGGUACAGUGACAUUAUCAAUCAUCAGCUAACUAGGGCACAUUCUUAAAGCUGGUCUGAACAAACUGUAGCAGCUCACUGCAUUUCUCUGUGUCCACUGGGAAUCUGUUUUCUACCACUGUGAAUCGAAAGGCCUUAUGAAGCUCAACGCUGCUGUAGCCAAGCACUGCCACAUCUGGGGGGGGGUUCGAUUCUCGCAGGGACCACCCGUACACUUAAGGUAAUCAUGUAUCUUAACGGCAGACGUGUAAAUGUCUGUUGAUCUACUGCUACUGAAUAUGAAGAAACCAUCCUCGUAAAGAGAUUUGUAAUUGCGUCCACUUUCCCUUAACUUGCCUUGUGUUUUUCUACUUCCCCUACAUUGCCCACAGUGCUUUGGGACAACUCCUAUAGGUCAUGACAAAAACAGUUGCAUCACUUCUAGCAGAUCUCUACCAAGGCCCAGCGGUCUUGUUUAAUUCCAUCAGGCUACACCAAAUCUCACACACUCAUAGAGCUCAGUCCCAGUUUGAAUUAUUUCCUGGGAAAUUGUUGAAGAUGUCAACAAAUGCCAAUGUUAGGAAUGUCUUGCGAUGUUGAAGGAAGUUCAAAAAAUAAAUCCAUCCUUGAUCCGCCCCUUUGUUCGGAUCCAUGCGCCAAAAUAUAAUUGGUUCUUUCUUGGCCCUUGUCCCAUCCUCCCUCCAAGUUUCCCAAACCUAACCCCUAACCCUAAUUUUUGCGUAAUUAACUUUAUUAAUAGAGGUAAUUAAGCAUUAAAUGCCAGUUCCCUGUACUUGACUAAAUAUAACAUUUUGUACUUAAAGUGUUGUGUCAGGUACCACCGUGGCGACUCUGAAGAUGCCAGUGACAUGACAAUAAGUAAUACCAUAAAUACGCGUUAGCCAGAGCUACAGCACAGUGGGUGAUUAAGCAACAGUUGAUGUAGCAGAAUAAAUCCCCACUCCAACUGUCUGUUUCCUCCAUUCACUCCCACUGACAUAAUCUCCCCGACUCUUACAGGUGAUUAUCCCCAGAUUUAGCCUCCUCCUCGGUUCUCUACGGGGCUCAGUGCGAUCGACGCAGUCUACUGUACGCGCGAGCGAGGGCGAAGUGCGCUGGCAGCACACGCCAGAAUGCCUAAUAAUAGAGGCAGAGUCUUGGCUUCCCCUCGGUCGCUGGGAGCUUGUGCUCCUAGCGAAAGGCUUAAGCGCUGACCUUGCGCUUGGAGGCCAAGCCAAUGUCCUGCGCUAGACGCAGCUCCUCCUGGACUCACUGCGCAGCUCUUCAGUGAUCCAAGCGCCACAGGCCGCGGGUCAAUGCUGGUGUGAGCACUAUUUUUAGUGCUCACACGUUUCAUUUGACGAAAAACAAAGAAAAGCCUGGAAGACGCAGGAAGAGCAGUUUGCGUUCACCGUACUCCGUUUGGAUUCUGUCGCUAUGUCUGGUUUCAUUCAAGGUCAGACACACGCACACAAACACACACAGCGGGAGGAACGUGAAGCGCGUCGUGGUUUUCUCCGGGUUCGCAUUCGUCCCGCGUUCAUUAGUGACUCGCGACUUCUGCGUCUCCACAGUCGCCACUUUUCAAAAUAACAGCCGGCCCCGGAUCUUCCAACAGUCCACCGCUCGCCACUCUCUGCUUUUUAUAUUUGUCAUUGUGAAAUGAAUUAUGCAACUUGUUGUUGUUGUUUUUUUCUCUCGUUUUUUUCAUUUGCUUAUCUUUUUUGACUUGUGGAUUCAUUUUGUUGUCUGUUGCUCUUUUUGUGCAGUGACAUAUCAAAAAAAAAGAAAGGUGUUUUUUUUCUAUGUAAAGGAACAAAAAGGUUGUUUUUUUCUCAAUAUGUAAAAUCAAGGGUAUAGAGGAUUUAAAUAUAAAACUAGCAGAAAAUAUGUUAUAUUUCCUCCCUUGCCAAAGUGAUGAUUUCGAUGAUUUUCAAAGAUUUUUUUUCUCUAAACUGCAUGUGUAAUGGCUAGAAUAAGCAUGUUUCUAUGUUUUCUUCAACAGGAUCUUUAAAGAAAGACUUUUUUAGUCCAAACUAUGGAGCAAAGCUAUUAUGUCUUGAUGCAAAGUGUGUAUAGUAAUUACCCAGUUCUUCAGACGCUACAGAGCCAGGCAGACAAUACCAACUCAGUGAUGUUAAUACUACCAUUAUAUCAGUCUCAGUUUCUACUCCCAAGAGAUUUUUUGAAAAAAAAGAAGAAAAACACUACACACUAUACAUCCUCGAGGUUAAGAAAAUUUGCACAUGAAUUUAUACCUUUAGAAUCUUUCCGUAGAAGAGGUUAUGAUCCAUUAUGAAUCAGUCAAAUGAUCUACUGUAAAUCACAGGGUACACAGGGAUAUGAGUUAAGACGGGUUGUAAGGCUCGCACCGUGAGAUGUCAGACACCAGAACAUUCCAGGGUUUAGUCCCCAGCACAAUGUCAAAUUUACAAUUUUGCAACUUUUAAGACGUGUAAAUGUGAUGAAUCCUCAGCGAUGUGAUCUUAUCGGGAAGCAGGACGCCGACAGCAGACUCAGGAAAGACAACAGUGCUGAUCUUUUACACCAAUCUUUUCUAGUAAAAAAAAAAAAAAUCCUGUUUCUACGUCAACAUGCAAGGACACUUUUAUAGAAACGGUAUUACAAACGUGUCAGCGUACUGUUCAUUUACCAUCUACUGCAAACUCCACUCGAGAAAAAAAUUGUCUUCGAGCCUGAUGAUUUGCCAGUUGGUGCUACUGAGGUCGGACUUCUUUUUUUUUUUUUUACCAAAAAAAACAUGAAUUCAGAUACAUUCCCUUGUCUCCUGCACACGGCAACGACACAAUUCACGGGACAGGUAGCUACGCAGAUCCCCUUAAAAAAAAAAUACUAAUCAAACUGUUACUCAUGACUGUUAUUAACAAAUGCACAUGUUCAAUGACGCGGUGUCGUCGUUACACUCGACAAACGUCAUAUAGCGAAAAAUCCAGUAGCAAACUGUUUGAUUCCUCAGGAAGGCAAAAAUGUAACUGAGCUGUUUCACGCAUCAACACAGAAAUAACUGAACGACUCCAUCGCUCUUUAAACUGCUGCCAGAAAGGACCUUAGAUUCAUUCAGUAAUCACGUCAUGUAGCAAAUCCCAAGGGCUGGUUGGUGGUAUGGUUUUGGAAGCGCCCCUCUUAAUACAGCACAUUCAAGGGCUUGUUGUGUAUUACAGCCUAAAAAAAAGAAGCCAUAAUUUAAAAAAAGAAAGGGACUUUAAAAGGGCCACGAUGAAUCACUCUGACGUGUAGUCGAUUAGGUGAUCAUUUUUGCAUUUAAAUUGAAAAUUAGACACCUUGUUCCCAACGAAAUGCUUUUUAACUGUGUUUAAUUGAAUGAGGAAAAUGUAAAGAUGUAAAGCUCCUCUCAUCCAGAUGUUCAGCUUCAAUUUUCAUUUUGAUUCUGAAGUGAAACGCUCCCUCCUCCCUCCCGCCACCGCCCCGCACGUCUGAUACUGGUGCUGCUGCGCUGUGGGGCUAAAUGAUGAAAAAAACUAAAACAUUUCAGGUUUCAGGAAACGACCUCUCAACCUCGCGCUAAUCCGUCAUGAUAUCAGUCUGUGAUUACAUUGUCUAAUUAUUCUGAGUGGCAGAUCCGGGCACGGUGGAAGUUAAACCCCCAUCCGUAUUCGACCAAACAGCCUCCGAGCACUGCCACCUCCUACUGCUGGUGGGGCUGAUAGAAAUAGUUUGUUGCUCCAACAUUUGGUUGUUCAUUUAAAGAGUUUGAAAAAAAAAGGGAUCAUAAAGAAUAUACCCCUGGUCCCCUUCUCCUGAGCUUGGACCACGUCACCUUGACAACGCGACGUGUAUGAGAGUGAUGAAACCUGAAUGGUUGCGCGUCAGGGGGAGCGGGGGAGCAAUGUUCAGUUUUUAGCCAAUAUUUGGCAUCAUGUAGCGGUGAUCAAUAUUCAAGGGAUCAGAAAGGGAAAUACGUUUUAACAACCUUCGCCCCUUGGGAACCUCUUACAGUUAUCUGUGACAUCUGUGCAGAUGUAAAAAAAAAACAACAACCUGAAAACAGGAACGAUGAACUACACACUCACGCUUUGUAAACCUUCAUCUUAAAAAAAAAAGAAAGUCUGUGGUUUUGGACUGCAGAUGUCAUGACAUACCUGAACGGACCUUCGUUGAAGGUUCACUGUAUAUUUCUGACUGGUGUACUGUAUGUAAAGCCUGAAUAAAACCUUGAAUGUUACAAUCGA